AUGUACACCAAGGCUUUCCUCGCUGCGCUGGUCGGCGCCACCGCCGUCUCUGCCCACGGCUACGUUGAGACCAUCACCGCCGGCGGCGAGACCAUUGACAACUACAACCCCACCUCUCCCUCCAACCAGAACCCUGUCCCCGGCUGGGCUGCUCAGCAGCAGGAUCUCGGCUUCGUCGCCCCCGACGCCGCCGGCCAGGCCGACAUCAUCUGCCACAAGUCCGCCACUCCCGGAAAGACCAGCGUCAAGGUCGCCGCCGGAGAGAAGGUCACCGUCAAGUGGAACACCUGGCCCGACUCCCACAAGGGUCCCCUCAUCGACUACCUCGCCAAGUGCUCUGGCGACUGCUCCAGCGCCACCAAGGCGGACCUCAAGUUCUUCAAGAUCGCUGAGAAGGGUCUGACUGGCAGCACCUGGGCUGCUGACGAGCUCCUGAGCAACGACCUCAAGUGGGAGAUUGCCAUCCCCAGCGACAUUGCCCCCGGCAACUACGUCCUCCGCCAUGAGAUCAUUGCCCUCCACAGCGCUGGCCAGGCCAACGGCGCCCAGUUCUACCCCCAGUGCAUCAACCUUGAGAUCACUGGCAGCGGUACCGCCAACCCCACUGGCACUGCUGGAACCAGCCUGUACACUGCCAACGACAAGGGUGUUCUCUUUGACAUCUACAGCGGCGCUACCAGCUACCCCAUCCCUGGACCUGCUCUGUACAGCUCCAAGAAGCGCCGCAACCACGCCCGCGACCUCUUCAUCGUUGACUAA
Molecule: messenger RNA, 759 nt
Organism: Colletotrichum phormii
Lineage: Eukaryota; Fungi; Ascomycota; Sordariomycetes; Glomerellales; Glomerellaceae
Product: family 61 glycosyl hydrolase
Exons: 1
Coding region: 1-759 (252 amino acids)
Source: RefSeq, a predicted model, not a curated record